Messenger RNA from Drosophila gunungcola (fruit fly), 2159 nucleotides. RefSeq names its product coiled-coil domain-containing protein 13. The transcript is spliced from 3 exons. Gene Ontology annotation, biological process: cytoplasmic microtubule organization; non-motile cilium assembly. Gene Ontology annotation, cellular component: centriolar satellite. Lineage: Eukaryota; Metazoa; Arthropoda; Insecta; Diptera; Drosophilidae. Bases 144 to 2144 code for a protein of 666 amino acids. The record is from RefSeq and is a predicted model, not a curated record.
ACAUAGGAACCACUGACGACAACCAAAAUUGUGAAUAUUUCGUUAUAUCUACAGAUACACGUACAAAUUAUUUGCGCUUAGCCCAACGAAAUUGUUCGAUUCGAUUGUGUAUAUUUUUAUGUUAACAGUAAGAACCCAUUGCGAUGGACACGCUGCCGGAUGAGUAUGUGGCCAAGCUGGAUCAGUGUCAAGAUCAGGAGUGCCUGGUGGUUGGCAAGAUGGAUCGCUCCUCGAGGCGCCGGCAUGACCAUGAAGCCAUGAGCAUGGCCGCCGCUCAUGUGGUGGUGGCCACCACGGCGGGCAAACCGAAGCCACCGAAGCCACCUAAGCCGGAGGGCAAAAAGCUGCGCAAGAAGCUCACCGAAUGCGAGCAGGAGAAUCAGUCAAUGGCCCAGGCCAUUCAGGACAAGAAUCAGGAGAUUUUUGCCUUGAAGAAAUCCGUCGAUUCGCUCAACGAAGUUCUCAAUUCGGUGCCCAUUGAUGAGCUGCGCUGCAACUCAUCCAUAGCCAGCACAAAGAUCCUGGAGUUGAGCAAAAAAAACCGUCAGAUGCGCGCCGAACUGGAGCAGUUGAAGAAUCGUUUGGCCAAAAAGGAUGGGCAGAUCGAGAAAAUGGAAAAGGAACUCCGCCAGCACGACGAGAAACUGCAGCAGAACCAGGAUCUACUGAAGAAGGGCUGCUCACCCGAAGAGCUACAGGCCAAGAUCAAUAGUAUGCAGCAGAAGCUCUUCGAGACGCGCAACAAGAACACCGAGCUGCAAACUCAACUGAAGCUGGCCCAAAAAUGCCUGCAGCACGAGAUGGGGGAGAGCUGCAACAUCAACAUACUGGCCAACAAUCUCAAUCAGGCCAAUUGGCGUGGUCGUGCCCAGCAGAUCAUCACACUCACCCAAAAGGUGCAGGAGUUGAAAGCGCGGCUGGAAUCGUAUGAAGAUAGGGCUGCAGAUCGCGCAGAGUAUGCCCCAGUUCCCCUGGGAUGCGAUCUGGACUUGGUGUCCGGCAACCGAUCCCAUUAUGCCAGCUCGGAGAGAUUGGGUGGAGGCGAUGGUGGCACUACGACUGCCAGCUUUGAUCGCUUCACUCCGGGUGUACGAAAAAGUGAGAUCCUCCACCGCGCUAAGGUGGAAUCUCUGGAGAAGGAGAUCCUUAGUCUACAAGCCCAGCUGGAGGAGCAGCGUGGCAAAACACUCGCUCUGAAGGUCAGGAACAAGACCCUCAACGAAGACAUGAACAAGUACAAGAUGCGUUUCAAUGAGCUGGAGGAGCAGACCGACUUUAAUGGCGUCAACAUCAAUACCAUGAACGAUAAGCUCAAUCGCCAGCGGAUCCAGUUUGAGGGCCGCUUGGACGACAUGCGCAGCGAAAUGAUCCGGGUGACCGAGGAGCGGGAUCUCUCCCGGCGCCAGAUGGAGGAGCUGAGCGGCAUGCACUUGGAGCUACAGACGGUGGUCAAGCAGAAGGACGUGGCCAUGGCCAGUCUGCAGGAGAAGAUCAAGAAGUUGGAGAUGGACCUGCGCGCCCUCUCUGGCGGAUUCCUCUUCUCCUGUCGCGAGUUUCGAAAGGAGGAAUUUGUGGGCAUCCUGGAUGCCCUCGAGGUGGAGAAAAACCAGCUAAUGUUGCUGACCAAAACUCUGGGCGAACGCCUGGAGACGGAGCGCACAAAAAAUGAUGCUGCCCAGGAACAGAUCGGCAAGUUGAAGUCUCGUAUCAGCCGGUUGGAGGUGAAGAUCAGGGACUUGGAAAAGGAGCUCGAUGUGCAGUCCGACAAGAAGAAGCGCACCCAGCGAAUGGCCGACUACGCCAGUUCGCUGAGUCGCACUUCUCUCAACGGAUCGAUUGGCUCCUUUAGCUUCGAGAAUCAGUCCCAGUACCAGUCGAUCAAUACUCUAAGUUCAUCCGGACAGUCUGAGCCCAGAAUAGAGGAUCUCAAGAAUCAUCUUGAACUGGCUAAUGAGAAGAUCACCAUGCUGACUGAAAAACUGGAUUAUGUCACCGAGGAGAAGCGUGCUGAUGCCAAGUUAUUUGAGGAGACCAUGAACAACUCGAAAACAAUAAUCCUGGAUACCAUUAAAGCAGCUCGCGAAGGUGGAAUACCAAGCAGCAUAAAUAGUGAACAAACCGCCAGCGAAAGCUCCAUCCAUUAAUUGAGAUGGACAAAC